AUUAAAAUUUAAAUAGUUCACAUUAAAUAUGUAAAUACGAUUAACUGAAAAAUGCAUUUAAUCACAUAAUUUUUUGCCGACGCCAGCAGGAAUAUUAAUACUGAAAACGGAAAUAUGCAAAUCGUCUACGCUUAAAUAUUCUAUUAUAUUAUGGCCAGCCAUAAAAGGGCCACAACUUACACCAGCAGAAGCUUAACUGGUAUCAGUUAUCAUCAUCAUCAAUCUUGGGAUGAAAAUCCGCCAAGUGCUGCGACUACCAAGCAAUUCACAAAUUGACGUUGACGCUGAAAAAUGGCUGCAAAAAUUUCGAUGUCAAGUGUUGAUUGUUUAGAUUUGAUUUGACAUAAAUAAAUAAAUAUUUACAUUAAUGUAUUUAUUUAAUAUUAUUAUUUCUAUAAAGUGGAGAGAAAUAUCUGUAAUUGUAAGUAAAUCAAGAAAAAUCUACUUAUAUCAAUUUACUUUCUUAAGCAGAUUCGGACAGUUUGCAAGCAAUCCAACAGAACAACAAUAGCAAAUAAAGUUUCUGUAGUCUCAACCUUUAAACAAAGUACAACAGCUCGUUCUUGUGUACUUAUUGGAUGCCAGUUGUUGGCACAUUUAUUUUUGUUCCUCAUGUCAAUAGAUUCUGCUACCGUGUAUCAGUCCACAAAAGAGCCUUUGAUUCUCGUUCACCAGCCGAAUUACUUUUUGCUGGCCAUCAGCAGCAAGUGCCCGAGGGUACCAAACUAAUUUCACUUGACUUCCACUUGUAAGUUGCUUUGAAGUACAUCUAAUAUUUACCUAAGGGCAGUUAAUAUGGCUUCUUGGGGCAAGUCGAGAUGCCAUAUAAAGGAUAAGAAAGUGCUUACCUUGGCGCUACCCUGUACCCAGCUGUUAAGAUGUAAAUUGGUACAGGAAACCCAGUAGGCAUUGAAAAUAGUUAGUUGCUAAAGAAAUAUCAUUCCGAUCUAAUAAUAAUUGUAAACAAAUACUGGAUCCUUGAACAUCAUGAAAAUCAUGAAUAAGAGACCACUUCGGUUUUAUGUUCGGGCCAUUGCUUUCCUGGUGCUGUGCUUUAUUAUGUUGCAGUGCUGCAGCUUAAAUGUUUUUAAAAGUCCUGGCGUUACGCUAAAUAAAUCACGGACCAACAACUCGGCCCAAGAAGCACAUUUUAUGGCACUAAUGAAAGAAAAAGAGGCAUUGUUAAAAGAUUUGAAUUCUGAUCAGAAUGAUACAAUCUCGAGAAUCAAGCGCAAGAUCUAUGAAGUUAACGAGCAGCAGGUGAUCCUAAAUGAAAAUAAAUUCGGUCCCCUGGACAAUAACUCUGUGGUUAUUGUUAUUCAAGUGCACAAGCAAUUUAGCUACCUAAGGUACUCGGUAAAUAGUAUUUCCCACGCGAGGGAUAUUUCCAAGGCAUUGCUUGUAUUUUCACACGACUUCUAUGACGAUAAUAUUAACGAUUUUGUGCAAGCGAUUGAAUUCUGUAAGGUGAUUCAGAUGUACUAUCCACACUCUUUACAAACGCAUCCACAAAGGUUUCCUGGCAGGGAUCCCAACGACUGCCCGCGGAAUAUUACAAAAAAUUUAGCUAUCAUCAACAAUUGCAAUAAUGCAAUUUAUCCAGAUAUCAAUGGACAUUAUAGACAGGCAAGGCUUACACAGGCGAAGCAUCACUGGUGGUGGAAGGCGAACCGCGUUUUCCAUCAACUGAAGGCUACCAGAUAUCAUGCUGGUCUUGUUUUAUUUUUGGAGGAAAAUCAUUUUGUAGCCGAAGACUUCUUGUACGUGCUGAUAAAAAUGCAGCAGAACAGCAAGAAGUUGUGCCCGCAAUGUAAUAUCCUGCGGCUUGGCAAUCAUAUAAUUACACUUAAAUUUUCCAAGGUUGAAUGCUUUCCUUGGGUAAGUGAAAAGCACAAUAUAGCUAUUGCGUUUAAUCGAAACACCUGGUCGGACAUACGGAGUUGUGCCCAAAGCUUUUGCACUUACGAUGAUUAUAGUUGGGACCGGUCACUGGGGCAUGUAUCCGAGACGUGUCUGUUAAGAAAUCUUCACGUAAUGGCAAUAAAGGGAACGCGUGUUUAUCCCAUUGGCAAGUGUGAUCAAAGCUUGAAUUGUGAUUCUGUACUAGCCUUAUCCACCGCGAAGCGAGCGAUACGUUUUGCAUUAAGAGCUGGCCAGUUCUAUCCGAAAAGUCUAACACUAGAUGCAACUUCGAAAGCUCCAAUAAAUAAUCUGAAGUCAGUUAAAAGAAAUGGAGGUUGGAGUGAUCCACGCGAUCAUCGACUGUGCCUUAAAGCAGCCUCGCUUCAAUAGCUUACAUGUUUUACAGCAGUUGGAUAUCACAACAUUACUAUACUACAGAAGUUUAAAGGACGGCAAUUAAAAUAUAAACGUCAAACGAUUAAACACAUUAAAAGAACGAUAAAUAAUUUUACAGAUGCUGACCAUAGAAUCCAAAUGCCAACCCUAUUGCGAAAUAGUUAACUCUACAGCGUUCCUGACUGUGCAUAAUUUGCGUUCUCAACUUUGUUCUAGCAUAUAUAGCUGAGAGACGCAAGCCCAAAAAGGAGCUCGACCGCCAACUGAUAUACUUUGAAAUUUGCAUAUUAAUGGAUACCGCGAUCCCCAGGACUGGCGACAGCUUUUUAACUUAUGUUUGCGCGUUUCUAACAAGUUUUUUUUUUUAUUUGUCUACAUCGUCGUCUACAUGGCAUGUAGUGAAUUGACCCGGCAGAGCGAAUAUUGGCUUAAAAUUCAUUUUAUAUUGUUUAGCCUUUGCAAGACCACAAGAGAAAGCGCCAACAAGUUGGGAGUUUGCAAACAAUUUGAGAAAAAAAUUUAAAAAAUGAUGAUUUGUAACAUUUAAAAAAAAUCGUAAUGAUUGACCAAUAGAAGCGCGGUGGUCAGGCAUUAGUGACCCGGAUAAAUAUAGAAUUUAUGGAGUAAAAAAAAAUAUAUAUUACUUGGAACCCCUUAA
This is a messenger RNA of Drosophila novamexicana, 2956 nucleotides long. Its product is annotated as alpha-1,6-mannosyl-glycoprotein 2-beta-N-acetylglucosaminyltransferase-like. NCBI's taxonomy places the organism in Eukaryota, Metazoa, Arthropoda, Insecta, Diptera, Drosophilidae. The transcript is spliced from 9 exons. The record is from RefSeq and is a predicted model, not a curated record. Gene Ontology annotation, cellular component: Golgi membrane; Golgi stack. Gene Ontology annotation, biological process: oligosaccharide biosynthetic process; protein N-linked glycosylation. Gene Ontology annotation, molecular function: alpha-1,6-mannosylglycoprotein 2-beta-N-acetylglucosaminyltransferase activity. The coding region runs from base 988 to 2292 and encodes 434 amino acids.